Fragaria vesca subsp. vesca is the source of this 2214-nucleotide messenger RNA. Its product is annotated as cucumisin-like. Gene Ontology annotation, biological process: proteolysis. The transcript has a single exon. The coding region runs from base 1 to 2214 and encodes 737 amino acids. The record is from RefSeq and is a predicted model, not a curated record. Lineage: Eukaryota; Viridiplantae; Streptophyta; Magnoliopsida; Rosales; Rosaceae. Gene Ontology annotation, molecular function: serine-type endopeptidase activity.
AUGGCCAAGAAUGGGGUUCUCGUGUUCUCUUAUAUUUUCCCAAUUCUCAUGCUCAAUAUGAGCUUGUUAGUUUGCAUAAGCGCCAUUGAUGAAAACAGAAAGGUCUAUAUAGUAUACAUGGGCUCACUCCCCUCUAACGAGUCGUACUCGCCCUUGUCUCACCACCUUAAUAUAUUAGAAAGAGUUGUCAAGAAUGGUUCCGCUGCAAAUCUCUUGAUGAGAAGUUACAGAAGGAGUUUCAAUGGAUUUGCUGCCAAGCUCACUGACAAUGAAAGGCAAGCGCUUGCUAACAUGAAGGAAGUAGUGUCUGUCUUUCCAAGCACAACUCUCCAGCUUCAAACAACAAGAUCCUGGGACUUCAUAGGUCUGAACGAAACAACUCAUCGAAAUGCUACAGUCGAGAGUGAUAUCAUUAUUGGUGUCAUUGACACAGGAAUAUGGCCUGAAUCGGAGAGCUUUAAAGAUGACGGAUUUGCUCCGGCUCCAAAGAAGUGGAAAGGUGCGUGUAAAGGUGGCGAAAACUUCACAUGCAACAACAAGAUCAUUGGAGCUCGGUUUUACGGACCAAUACAGUCUGCAAGGGAUGAAGAAGGCCAUGGAACUCACACUGCCUCAACGGCAGCAGGAAAUGACGUGAAGGCUGUGAGCUUUUAUAAACUAGCACAAGGCGCAGCAAGAGGCGCAGUUCCCUCUGCGAGAAUUGCUACGUAUGCAGUCUGCAGUGCUAAUCUAGGAUGCUCUACAGAAAGUGUCUUGGCUGCUUUUGACGAUGCUAUUGCUGACGGUGUUGACGUCAUUACAAUUUCACUUGGAGGAAUGUUUGCAAUGCCUUUCCAGGAAGAUGUGAUCGCAAUCGGUGCUUUCCAUGCAUCGGUGAAAGGGAUACUAACCACAAACUCUGCAGGCAACAGUGGUCCUAUCGCUGGUUCUGUUACAAGCGUGGCACCAUGGUUGCUCUCAGUGGCCGCUAGUAGCAUAGAUCGUCGAAUUAUUGACAAGGUCAUUCUUGGGAAUGGAACCACAGUUGUUGGGCUAUCAGUGAAUUCUUUCACAUUAAAUGGAACAGGUUUCCCAUUGAUCUAUGGAAAAGCUGCAGCUUCAAGGAACUGCUCGGAGUUCGCUGCGGGGGGAUGUCACUCAGGCUGCCUGGAUGGUGAUUUAGUUAAGGGAAAGAUUGUCUUGUGUGAUGAAAUCUCUGGACAUGAUGUCGCUUAUGAAGCUGGAGCAGUAGGUUCAAUUUUAAACGCUGAUUGGGUUGAUUUUCCUGUCAUUCUAGCUCAACCUGCAACAAUAUUGAGAGAUCAUGAGUAUAAUGCAAUCAAGUCCUACAUGAAUUCCACUGAAGAUGCUCGAGCAAACAUAUUAAAAAGUGAAGCCGAAAGAGAUGAUACUGCGCCUGUUAUUGCUUCCUUCUCUGCACGAGGACCAAAUAUAAUACUACCUGAAAUAAUCAAGCCAGACAUAAGUGCUCCAGGGGUUACUAUUUUGGCUGCCUAUUCACCUGUUGCUCCAGUUACAAACAGUCCUGAAGACAAGAGGCAUGUAAAGUACAGUAUAAUGUCUGGAACCUCCAUGUCUUGUCCGCAUGCGGCUGGUGCAGCUGCAUAUGUCAAAGCAUUCCACCCUGACUGGUCUCCAGCAGCCAUCAAAUCAUCUCUUAUGACUACAGCUUGGCCUAUGAAUGUUACUAACGACUCCCCUGGUGAAUUUGCCUAUGGUUCUGGACAUAUCAAUCCUGUCCAAGCUAUAAACCCAGGACUGGUUUAUGAAGCUUCUAAGGAAGAUUACAUAAAGCUCCUCUGCUCAAUAUUGGGGGAGAGCAUGGUUAGACUUAUAUCAGGAGAUAACAGCACAUGCCCUACACACUCGGACAAAGACUCGCCAAAGGAUCACAAUUACCCAUCAUUUGCAGGUGUUGUUCCAGUAAAGAAAGCUUUCAGUCUGCAAUUUCACAGAGUUGUUAAAAAUGUUGGCUUUGCAAACUCCACUUACAGUGCCAAGAUCUUUGGAAAAAACACUCAAGUGGAUAUCAAAGUGGUGCCUGAAGUUCUUUCCUUCGAGUCCUUGAAUCAGGAAAAACCAUUUGAUGUCACCCUUGUUGGACCAGGAUUGUCGGAUGAUUCACAACCACAUGUGUCUGCGUCGCUCGUAUGGUCUGAUGGAACUCAUAGUGUUAGAAGUCCAAUUCUCAUCCAUAGCCAAAAAGAAUAUUAA